This is a messenger RNA of Purpureocillium lilacinum, 849 nucleotides long. The record is from RefSeq and is a predicted model, not a curated record. Lineage: Eukaryota; Fungi; Ascomycota; Sordariomycetes; Hypocreales; Ophiocordycipitaceae.
AUGUCCUCCGUCGCGGAGAUCGAGGUUGAGAAGAAGGCGUACCAGGAACAGCUUGACAUUGUCCGUGGCCAGCUUCGCGACGACGCCGACAAUGCCGAGCUCAAGGCCCUGGAAGGCGAGCUGAACGACGUCAUCGCCCUGCUCAACGAGAGCAUCGCCGAGCUUCACCCCGCGAAGCCCAAAUCCCCAGAGCCGGCAGCUGUUGCUGAGCCUCCAAAAACCGAGAAGUGGUCUCGAGAGAAUCAUCCUGCCUUCAAGAAGGCUGCCCCCGUCGCCGAGGAGAAGGAGGACGCUCCGGUGAACUACCAGGUCAACGACAACGUUCUGGCCAAGUGGGUGUCGGGUGAUCGAGCCUUCUACCCUGCCAAGAUCACUUCCAUCACAGGGUCCUCUACCGCGCCCAUAUACAUUGUCAAGUUCAAAAGCUACGAUACGACCGAGACGCUCCGAUCCAAAGACCUGCGUCCUAUUUCGAAUAAACGAAAGGCUGACGGCCCACCCGCCGCUGCCGCCUCGUCGGCCGCUGUCUCAUCAGCGCCAGGACUCGUUUCUUCGGCCGACGCGACUAUGUAUCCCCAAGCGAACAAGGACAACAAGGAUGAAGGCGAAGCUGCAAAGCCGCCGAAGCCGAAGAAGAUCAAGGCAAAGAAGGAGCUUGAGGCCAGCAAAAACAAGUGGCAGGAGUUCAACGCCAAGUCCAAGUUCGGCAAGACCAAGAAAAAGGAGAGCAUGUUCCGCACGCCUGACGGGAUCCACGGAAGAGUUGGCUUUACAGGCUCCGGACAGGCUAUGCGCAAAGACCAGGCCCGAAUCCGUCCCCAUUACGAUGAGACCCAGGAGGUUGAUUGA